AGUACACACACUCAUAUAUAUAUAUAAAGAGAGAAGAGGCGAACGAGCAGCACAUUCGCCGCUUUUAUUAUCGCCCGUGUGCCCUUCGACGUCGUGAGUCGCUUUGGCAUCAUCAGAAAGAGAUAGGGAAGGAAAGCGCAUUUACUCUCUCCGGCUGUGUGUCCGUCUUGCACACUUCUGUAAGUCAGCUUGUAUUCGCACCUCGACUCGGCACCGUCGUCGUGGUCAAGUGACGACAAGUAGCAUCAAGACCGUCAACGCACACGCACACACACACACACACACACGCAAACAAGCGCAUUUCUUGACUCCCUCGCAUUAAUUAACUGACACGCUUCGCGAAACAGAACAUAGGAAUGAGUCUCUACACGCGACGAGACAGGGUGGACGUGUCCACCUCCGACAGCGAGAUCAACUCUGUCGCCUCCAGCGGUGUUCAGUCGCCCGACGAGGUGGUCGAGGAGCUCGCGCGCAUGGCACUGGCAGGCCACUACUGCGGCAACCCAAUGACCUACGAAACGAACCAGAUGCUACGCGGACACGGCCUCGCGCGCCGCCCAGGAGCGUCAGAGAUCACCGCUGCCGGUCCGUCGCCCCCUCUCACUGCCAAGCAGCCCCCUCGUGGAGGAACAACUGCCGCGUUACAUUCCCUCUCCUCGCAUGUGUCGCCGCAACGCACACCCUUCUAUCCACGGAGACUGACACCCCGCGCAGGUACGAUGACACCGACGGUGGAGCCGGAGAUGGCGGACGACGUCUCGCGAGCGCUGGGACGCAUGUACCGUCACCUCGCACGUGAGUACGCGGCGGAGAUGCAGAAGGAAGCGGCGGAUGCCACGGCGGCGGCGGCCAGUACUGGCGGCGGCGGUGCUGGUAAGAACGACAGCGAUGACGAAGUUGCGGCGGCGGACCCGCCCAAGAAGCCAAAGCAGCGGCAGAAGUCAACUUCACCGGCACUGACGCGUCUGCUCGCCAAAAGUAAGGUGCAGGAGCUGCGACAGACGGAGAAGUACCACAAAAUCAAAGAUCGCGCGGAGGAGGCGCGCAAGCACCCGAAGCGAAUCCACGUGUCACAGAAGGCCGUCGAACUCGGUCGUCGUCUGUACCUCGGGGCACAAGAGCAGCGACGGAUCUUGAAGGAGAUGCAGGAUGAGCAGGAGAAAAAAGCGGCGACCGAGGAGCGUAAGGCGUGCACCUUCCAGCCGUCCAUCUCGCGCUACGCGGAGCGACUCGCGUCGUCGGGCGCGUACUGCACCCUGGAGGAUCGCCUGGAGGAUCAGGCGGUGUACGACGAGGAGCGGCAGCGUCUCCGGUUUGAGCGCGCUGUGGAGAGUGAGAAGGAGUGCACCUUUCGCCCUGCCCUUUCGGUGGGGACGGAACAGCUCAUCGCACGCCAGCGUCGCCGUCACAGUCAGCGUCGACGGAAGAGUCGAUCACGGUCGCGGUCGCGGUCACACCGAGGGCGGAACUCGUCUGCUCGCACGUUGCCGUCUCACGAGCCAUUUGAUCCGGGCGAGCGGCUUUACCGCGACGGGGCGGAGCGCCUGCUGCGGCAGCAGAUACGGCUGCGCAGGGCCGCCGCGAAACAGCAGCGCCACGUCGUCGGCGGGCAGCUGCGUCUGUCGGCAGAGAAAGCAGACGACCUCGCCCAUCGCUUCGACACGUGGGCGGUGUCGCGCGAGCAACGGCAGGCGCAACUGCGGGAUGCGGUGGAGCGCGAGACUCGCGACGGCUCGCAUGCGGCAUCGAGGCGGACGGGAGAGGAGGCAGCUGGCGCAACACGCGGACUGAAUCGAUCGCCUUCCGCGAAGAGUGCUUCGACGGCACGGCCGAAAAGCAGCCCUUUUGUGUCACGGGGUGAUCAGGAAGGCGAGGGAGAGGGGGACAGCCACAGCACAACGCGCACAUCACUGCGGGCGCCACCCUUGCCCAGCGAUAGCCUCGCCCCGGCCGCUUCGCGCGCAUCCGCACAUGGUGUUAACGGUCACAACAAUAGAGCAGCUCCGGAGGCAACUGCAAUAGGGGUCGUGCCUCUUCGCUUCUUUGCCACCGCCGGUUCCACCAAACCCCACAGCGGCGCGGACUCUAGCACUCAGGGCGACUCUUCUACGGAAGCUUUGUCUCUCGACCCGGCAGCGCGCAAGGCGCAGCUGCGCAUCCGUCUCGGCGCGCUCUUCUACAAGUACGCCGUCGCACCGACGUCUUCUACGGUUAGCCUGGCUGAGGUGAAACACCAGGUAAGCUGCUACUACCCAGAGGACUGGGGUGUGGCCGCAGCGCUGAGCUCCUCCUUUGACGACGAGCAGCAGCGACUGCCCAAGAACGAAUUCAUGGCGGCCCUCGCGCGUUACAUUGCGCAGAACGGGCCACAACCAUGGUGCAUGCCCCAGCAGAGAAGGCGCGACGGCGGCAAUGGCCAUCCGCACGGAAGUCCCACACCGACGAGCGACAAAAGUUAUGCGCCUGCUGCGACGGCAGCUGCGGCGCGGGGCGACUUCCUUGAACGUCUGAAUGCUCCCACGAGCUCACUAGGGUCCUCCGCCAAGGAGGAGCAAACAUCUGCAGCGGCAGCGGCAGCAACGCGUCUACAGGCUGCCAUAGGAAGUGCAGGCAGCAGCCACGUUGAUGUUCCUUCAUCCCGGUCUGCAACGCCGACGGACUCGGUCAGGCAGGCAGGAGUGGGCAUCUUGCCCAGAAACGGCGGGCAAGGGAGGGAAGGUUCCUUGUCGGCCGAGGUGGCUCCUGCGUCUUCCCUUGCGGUCGAUCACAAACCUCUGCGGACUCACAUUUAUCAUCGUUCAAGAGGAAUCGCGGGUUCUUCUGGGUCUCCCGCACCGGGGCGGCAGGCAACAGAGACUCCUGUUGAAGUGACGCCAACGAACGGGCCGAACGUCGACUCGACGGGUGGUCUGACUGCGCCGCAUUCCGCUUCCGCAGACACAGCAACACGGCCCAAAGAGCAACGUUCCGCUCCCCGCACCGCCUCUCCCGAAAAAGGACCUGCGGCGCAGCUCGUGCAGGGCUAUCAAGGACACGUGCAGCGACAUCGUCGAUCCAUGACGGGGAUCAAAUCGGGCGUUGAGUCAGCGGGUUCAGGCGAGAGAGACGAGAACUGCACCUUCCAGCCUACACUUAACCGGCGUAGUGUGGAACUGAGCAGCGUAAACCUGGAGAAGCGGUUGCUGUACGCACGUGAGCUUCAACUGAGGCGCCAGCAGCUGCAGAUGCUGCGUGCCUCGGUGCUGAAAGCGGCAGACGAUGACUACUCGGUGGCUUCUUGUUCUCGUGCUCCUGCCUCUCCAGGCAGUGCCACGAACAACGCGGCCGCCUCUUCGACUCCCCGUGCAGCAAAUCUAAAAACCCGCGGUGCGCGAAGAGCAGGCCUUCCAAAGAGUGCACGUACACCACCCAAGCCGCAGCUCACCCCUCCUCGCGCAUCUUCUGGCGACGGCGGCGACGUCUCUUCCGCUGCGCAGGUGAGGAGCCCGUCUAUCAACGUGUCGAGUCUGUCCAGCACCACAGCAGCGGGCGAACACAGCGGAGCAACGGUGUCGAACAGACCGUCUCCCGCACGAAAGGGGCCGUGCCCGACGGAGGAGUUGAAGAGUUUCACCCUGGCAGGGCCGCUCGACCCACAAAGCCCCACACGUUUGUCGACAAACGGAGCGGGCGAGACGCCUUCAGACAGCGCUGCGGUUGUGCCGGCGGCGUCUCGCUUCCGCGCAACGAAGCCAGACAAGGCUGUUUUAGCCGCUGACGACGUCGUCACACCACGCCACGCCGCCCGACGGCAGCAAAACUUGAAUAGAACCGCUCCUUAA
This is a messenger RNA of Leptomonas pyrrhocoris, 3821 nucleotides long. RefSeq lists its product as hypothetical. Bases 357 to 3821 code for a protein of 1154 amino acids. The transcript has a single exon. NCBI's taxonomy places the organism in Eukaryota, Euglenozoa, Kinetoplastea, Trypanosomatida, Trypanosomatidae. The record is from RefSeq and is a predicted model, not a curated record.